UACAUGACCUUUCGUUUUGCUUGGAACCGGACAUGCAAAAAUGUAUGAUACAACAAAUACGAUGUUAAAUACUCUCAUAUCACUGCUGAACUAGGAUGCGACACAGACGGUGAAAUUGCUACAUUGGGGCCCUGUUCAUCUCACUGUGCUCUCUUAGACUAUGUUUUAACCUGCCACUCAAUGUAGUCCUGGAGCGCUCAGCACACGCACUUCUGCCUUGCUCCACGCCCGGGUUCAAUCACAGAGCAAAAAGCGGCCUUGAUCUAGUCCCAAUUUAGUGCUAGUAGUAGUACAGUAGGUACUAAGCGUCUUAGUAGUCCACUCCAUGGUUUGUUACCCCUUCGAUGGCCCUUUUCACUUUCCAUUUAGUACUGUAGAGCCAAUCAGUUCGGUCGCAUUGCCCGGGAUCUCUUUUGAAAGUCUCAAAUAAUUGAUCUAUUAUAAUGUCAACCUUACUCGAUCGAUCCAGUCGAUCUCUACUACUGCUUUUUGUUUCUUGGAAAGCUCUUUUACUUCUCCUGGUCGUCUUCAGUCCCGGCCCUGCGUAUGAUACCUCGACCGCCUUACUGGCGCUGGGCCGUAAUGCAGCUAAUACAGACCGCCAUGGAUUGUUGACGCCAGUAUUGGGCUUGCUUGCCACUAAUUUAACCCGAUGGGACGCUAUCUAUUUUACAGAGAUCGCUCGUCGAGGCUGCCUGUUUGAGCAAGAAUGGGCAUUCAAUCUUGGGUUCGCAAGCCUCAUCAGAACCUUAGUUGAUGUUCUCCGACACGCAACCGGCAUAAGCCAUGCAUUAAUAGAGAGUAUCAUCGGCAUCACCGUAGCUCAUGCAGCUCACGGCAUGUCGGCUUUUGUGCUUUACAGUCUAGCACGUGCUGUGUUUCCCGGAAGGAAGGGCCGCAACCUUGCAUUUAUCGCCGCAUGUUUACACAUCUUAUCGCCUGCUGGACUAUUCCUAUCGGCUCCUUAUGGCGAGAGUACCCACGCUCUCUUGAGCUUCAUGGGUUCCCUCUUGUUUGUACUGAGCUUUAGUCAUUCAGGGGCUCCCUCGACUCUCCAUGAUGUCUUGAUCCCGCUAUCUGGUAUCUUGUAUGGAUUAGCAACAGCCGCUCGCAGCAAUGGUCUUCUAAAUGGCAUGAUUCUCUUUGAGGAAGCCGUAAGGCUCUUGUACUCAAUGACUAAGGGGAUCACCUUCGCUAAAACACGUCGGCUAAUCGCUGUUGGCAUGGCUGGGAUCUGCACGGGCCUUGGCUUUGUGUUACCACAAUAUAUUGCUUACGAGCAAUUUUGCAUUAAUAACAGUGAUUCAAGGGUAUGGUGUCUUAAGACUAUUCCCAGCAUCUAUAGCUUUGUUCAAGACCAUUACUGGAACAAUGGUUUUCUUCGGUAUUGGACUCUGUCCAAUAUCCCCCUGUUCGCUUUAGCUGGCCCAAUGCUGGCAAUCAUGACAUACUCUGCUAUUUGGACACUUGGCGUGGGAUCGGAUGGACAGAAAACGGGCAAUGGCAAAAGUUCCUCUAAUAUGUCCAAAACGCAAGUUCACUCGGAGGCGCCAUUAACAGGUCGUCUAUUGCGUAGUCUAGCGGCUCCCCAAAUAACCCUAGCCCUCCUGACUUUCCUGAAACACCACGUUCAAAUAAUCACACGCAUGUCCUCAGGCUAUCCAGUGUGGUAUUUCUGGCUAGCACAUGCCCUAGUUGAGGGGCACUCGCUAGCGUCAUCGGAGAAAGUCGACGUAUGCCGGGGUAAGAAGGAGACCCAGAUCAUGAACCAGUACCGGUACGCACGCAUGACUGUCUUCUACAUGGUAGUUUAUGCCCUUGUCCAAGGGGCUCUUUUCGCUUCUUUCUUACCCCCAGCGUGAGAAACUUGCUUACGAGCAACAAAUGCUAUACAAUUUCCUCACCAAGCAUAAAGUCUUUAACCGUUUGCAGUUAGCUUGACUAGGUGGCCCUGUGGAGCUGCUAUCUAUUGUCAGCAGUAGGCCAUAGUAGACGGUGGGUAAACAAUUAAUCAACUUAGCUAAUUCAAUUAACCAAUCUAGAAGCUAUUGGGUUUAAGGCACUUGAAAUAGAUGGUGUCUGGUAUACUGAUCACAGGCAUUGCCUGCAGCAUAUCUACUUCCACAGCCGACUUAGCAACCACACAGUAUGAUCAUCUGAGCAAUGGAAGUCUAUUAUUAUACCGAAAUCUAUAAGACAUGCUAUGUAACCCUUUUUGAACAC
This is a messenger RNA of Aspergillus pseudotamarii, 2223 nucleotides long. Its product is annotated as DUF409 domain protein. Gene Ontology annotation, cellular component: endoplasmic reticulum membrane; mannosyltransferase complex. Gene Ontology annotation, biological process: GPI anchor biosynthetic process. NCBI's taxonomy places the organism in Eukaryota, Fungi, Ascomycota, Eurotiomycetes, Eurotiales, Aspergillaceae. The record is from RefSeq and is a predicted model, not a curated record. The coding region runs from base 444 to 1862 and encodes 472 amino acids. Gene Ontology annotation, molecular function: alpha-1,6-mannosyltransferase activity; GPI mannosyltransferase activity. The transcript has 3 exons.